CUUCCGAUUGUCUCGUUCUGCAACUUUUUCAACGCGGAGAGAAGAGAGAGAGAGAGAGAGAGAGGGAGGAGAGAGAGAGAGUCUGGAGUCGCAAUAAAUGAGAGUGUGCGGAGAGAGGGAGCGAAGAGUGGGGCUGCGAGAGUCGCCAUGGCGGCGUUUGCAGGCUGUGAUUCCGUGCCAUAAUUGCAUCGAUCCCCUCCCCUUCUUCUUCUUCUUCAUCGUCCCCUCUCUCUCGUUCUCUCUCUAAAGUCAAAUUCUCUCUCUCUCUCUCUCUCCACCUUAAAAAAACCCUCCCAUGUCCCAACAGGGGCCAUCACUCGCCCAAAAAGCUGCAACAGCAAAAAGCACUCCCAACCCCAAGGACAACAACCACCACCACCACCACAACCAGAUCGAUCCCACAACAAACCAGCGAAAACGAAAACUAAACCAAGCUGAACAACAACCUAAGAAGCUUCAUAAGAUCAUCCCUCUUCUUUAGUCACGGACUCAAGCACAACCAUUUACUCUCUCUCUCUCUCUCUCUGAGCGUGUAUGUCAUGGAUCACAUCUCACUUCUGAGGGCAUCAUCUUCAUCGUCAUCGCUCUCAGCUUCUGUCCUCGCCAGUACGUGCAAGACAUGGCUGGGGUUUUCUAUUUAAGCCAACUAGCCCCGCCGUCAGCUCACCAGGAUCAAGAACCCGUGGAGGAUACAAGCGCCCUCUUGCACAGACCAUCCAACCACCAUCCCGAGGCGGAGGCGGAGGAGGAGAUCUUGCAGCUAUGGCCGCAGAGCCAGUGGUUUACUCACCACCAACACCACCAUCAAGGACAUCAAAGCGCGGACGGCUACUUUUCUCUCGGAGCAGGCCCUAGUUCGCGAUCUCCGGAACUACUGACGGUGAUGAUGAGGCCCGGAGGAGGAGGAGGAGGAGGAGGAGGUAUAAAUUGCCAAGAUUGUGGGAACCAAGCCAAGAAAGACUGUGUCCACUUGAGGUGCAGGACUUGCUGCAAGAGCCGAGGGUUCGAAUGCCCCACCCACGUCAAGAGCACGUGGGUCCCUGCCGCCAAGCGCCGCGAGCGGCAGCAGCAGCUCGCCGCCGCCGCCGUCAUGCACCACCAGCAGCAGCAGCCGCUGCGGCAAGAGCAGCCGUUUCAGCUCGACCAUUAUUCCAAGAGGCACAGAGAGGGUGAAGUUGCCGCAGCCCCGCCGUUCCCUGCCGCUACCUCGGGGUUGGAAGUGGGACAGCCGUACCCUCCGGAAAUCAAUUCGCCUGCCGUUUUCCGAUGCGUAAGAGUAAGCGCAAUGGACGACACCGACCAGGAGUUUGCGUACCAGACGGCUGUCAAUAUUGGAGGGCAUGUGUUUAGGGGGAUUCUCUAUGAUCAAGGGCCCGAGAGCCGCUUUGGUACGGCGGGGGAGAGCUCUUCUGGUGGCGGCGGGGGAGCUCAUCAACCUCUUAAUCUGAUAACCGCCGCGCCAGGUGCUGCCGCCGCGACCGCCGCCGCCACCGGCAACCUAGCCACCACAUUGCUGGACCCUUCCAUGUAUGCUACUCCGCUGAACGCCUUCAUAGCCGGCACGCAGUUCUUCCCGCCCCCAAGGUAAAUUAUUAGAAAGUUUCGUCCCCCAGUGUCAUCGACCAUUUUUCCAUCUAAAAGUUUCAAGAUUUUAGACGCAUCGACAACGAAAAUUGCAGAAACUCGACUCUCUUUUAUCUUCUAUCUAUGAGUUUGAACAUGAUUAGACGAGGAAAACUUCUCGAAAUUCAAGAAUAAAUUUUUCGAAAUCCGAUUGUUAUAUGACGCAUCUGUCUUUGUCCGGACUCCAUUGUAUCCUUCUUAGUUAAGCAGCUCCGAGUUUGACUUUCUAGUAGUGUAAUCUCUUCAUUUCAUGCUUUAAAUAUGGACGAUGAUCCAAAUUUUCUUUGC
This is a messenger RNA of Rhodamnia argentea, 1911 nucleotides long. RefSeq names its product protein SHI RELATED SEQUENCE 1-like. Bases 620 to 1588 code for a protein of 322 amino acids. Gene Ontology annotation, biological process: positive regulation of DNA-templated transcription. Lineage: Eukaryota; Viridiplantae; Streptophyta; Magnoliopsida; Myrtales; Myrtaceae. The record is from RefSeq and is a predicted model, not a curated record. Gene Ontology annotation, cellular component: nucleus. The transcript has 2 exons. Gene Ontology annotation, molecular function: DNA-binding transcription factor activity; DNA binding.